Messenger RNA from Delphinapterus leucas (beluga whale), 7759 nucleotides. RefSeq names its product mitogen-activated protein kinase 1 (gene MAPK1). Gene Ontology annotation, biological process: protein phosphorylation. NCBI's taxonomy places the organism in Eukaryota, Metazoa, Chordata, Mammalia, Artiodactyla, Monodontidae. Gene Ontology annotation, molecular function: ATP binding; MAP kinase activity. The record is from RefSeq and is a predicted model, not a curated record.
GCGCGGUCCCCCGGGAGGCGCGGCGUGGGCCGAGCGGCGGCCGCGGAGCGUCGAGCCCAGCGCGGCGGCUGCGGCGGCCCGGCAGCCAACAUGGCGGCGGCGGCGGCGGGCGCGGGCCCCGAGAUGGUCCGCGGGCAGGUGUUCGACGUGGGGCCGCGCUACACCAACCUCUCUUACAUCGGCGAGGGCGCCUACGGCAUGGUGUGCACUUACCCAGAGGAGACCAGAAGUAAUGUCUUACUGCCCGUCCGUGUUCUUUCAUUGCUUCGCUCUGCUUAUGAUAAUGUCAACAAAGUUCGAGUAGCUAUCAAGAAAAUCAGCCCUUUUGAGCACCAGACCUACUGCCAGAGAACCCUGAGGGAGAUAAAAAUCUUACUGCGCUUCAGACAUGAGAACAUCAUUGGAAUCAAUGAUAUUAUUCGAGCACCAACCAUUGAGCAGAUGAAAGAUGUAUAUAUAGUACAGGACCUCAUGGAAACAGAUCUCUACAAGCUCUUGAAGACGCAACACCUCAGCAACGACCAUAUCUGCUAUUUUCUUUACCAGAUCCUCAGAGGGUUAAAAUAUAUCCAUUCAGCUAACGUGCUGCACCGUGACCUCAAACCUUCCAACCUGCUGCUCAACACCACCUGCGAUCUCAAGAUCUGUGACUUUGGCUUGGCCCGUGUUGCAGAUCCGGACCAUGAUCACACAGGGUUCCUGACGGAGUACGUUGCCACACGUUGGUACAGGGCUCCGGAAAUUAUGUUGAAUUCCAAGGGCUACACCAAGUCCAUUGAUAUUUGGUCUGUAGGCUGCAUCCUGGCAGAGAUGCUCUCCAACAGGCCCAUCUUUCCGGGGAAGCAUUACCUCGACCAGCUGAACCACAUUCUGGGUAUUCUUGGAUCCCCAUCCCAGGAAGACCUGAAUUGUAUAAUAAAUUUAAAAGCUAGGAACUAUUUGCUUUCUCUUCCGCACAAAAAUAAGGUGCCAUGGAACAGGCUGUUCCCAAAUGCUGACUCCAAAGCUCUGGAUUUACUGGACAAGAUGUUGACGUUCAACCCUCAUAAGAGGAUUGAGGUGGAACAGGCUCUGGCCCACCCGUACCUGGAGCAGUACUACGACCCAAGUGACGAGCCCAUCGCCGAAGCACCAUUCAAGUUUGACAUGGAAUUGGAUGACUUGCCCAAGGAAAAGCUCAAAGAACUCAUUUUUGAAGAGACCGCUAGAUUCCAGCCAGGAUACAGAUCUUAAAUUUCUCAGGGCAUACAUGCUGUGUGCUCACCCCAGUGAGCAGAACAGACAGGACUGAACGUGGCCCCCGAGGAGCACGUGGCCUGAGAGGGGAGAAAGACACAGACCGUCAUGCACAUCUUUGGUGUAGAACAUCUGGGGGUGAUGGAGCUAUCAGUUUGUCAUUGUUCAUUUAAUCCCUGUCACGUACUUCUUAGUGCUGGGUAGGAGGGAAUGGAUGGGUAAGACCCAGGCUUUGCUUUCUAGCAGCCUGAUGGCAGGACCCGGGGAGUCAGGCCCAGCAUUGUGGUGCUGCACCAGGGGAGGGUUCGGCCCCAAAGAUGCAGAGCGCCGGGAGGGGGCGCCCCGCUGGUGGGGAGGGGCCCGCCUCUCCUCACAGGUGGUCUUAAGUCCUGAAGUGUCAGGGCAUCUGACACUGGGCAGUCUGGGUGGUGGGACCUCAGCAGGGACUUGUGGGGUGGCUGGUCAGGCAGCAGGCACAGGGGAGCAUGACAGUGACCAGGGUCCUGGGCCGCAGGACAAGGCUGCUGACUGGAUGCCUACUGGAGGCCAUUAGCACACGGGGACCAAGCCCACCCGGGGCCCAUCCCAGCUCUGAGUAUCCAGGGUUGGGGCCUGUCACCAGUGGAGGCGGUGGCAGGGGGGUUGCUCUGUGUUUAGUUCACUUCCUCCAGGCACACAGAAGGCACAGAAUGUGCUUGUAGCCUGAUUUUUUUCCCAAACGUUUUUUAAAUGACAAUUUUUACCUAUUCUGAGAAGUUGAGGGUUUUACAGUAGACACCCAUAUUCCCACCACCCCGAUCCUAUGAUUAACGUUUUAUUAUAAUUUCUUUGCCUUCUCACAUAUCUGUCCAUGCAUUCCUCCAUCAGCCCAUCAACCCAUCUUGUUUUUUUCUGUGCAUUUCAAAGGAAAUUUCCAACAUCUAGACUGACUUAUAAUUUAGUCAUCUAGGAUAGAAGAGUGAGUGCAGAGGAGGGUGGGUUGGGCGCGUUGUUAAGCUCUGGGCCAGGUUCUUUCACAGACAUUGCCUUUUGAUGAUCACAGCAGCGUUUUCUGAAGUCAGCACACAGCCCAGGUCUACGAUUGACGAAACUGAAGGAGUGUGUUUAAGCAUUUUGCUGAAGAUUAUACAUCGGUGGCAAAAGUAGGCAGAGAGUCCAGGUCCUUUAGACUCAGAAAUCUUUUUUCACCUAGAUUUGCUCCCCAGGGAGGUGGAGGGACCGUGGGUGUGAGUUCCCAGUCUGCAGCGAGGGCAGAACUGCAGAGAGAAGAGCCUGGAGGUGUUGGUGCUGUGACACACGGGGCCGCCGGGGAAACGUGCUCAUACAGCUGUGGGGGCUUUGCUGGAGGGGACAGCAGGGACCACUCCAGAGGAGACCCUAGGUGUCCCCUGCUCGCUGAUGUUCUUAGUGGCGGCUCUGAGUGAUUGUAAAGGGUCAAAGUAUGUUCAUUAUAUUUUGUUUAAGGGGCUCUAUUUUAGAAAUGUUUUCACUGGAAAGGUAAAAAGGUAUAAGUGGUUAAUACAUUGUGACAAGUCUCCGAUUCCUCCAGCCUUGGGUCUCAGCCUCAUCCUUACAGACCAUCUCCUUACCUGCUUCCCUGAGAAGCUGGGGAAGAGGAGGUGGUGCCUACCUUUCUUCCUCCUUCUCCAGCCUGUCGCUGGACUUUCUCGGGGGGUGGUGGGGGACUGAUUACUAGGGCCAUUAAUCUCUUGUUUCCCUUUGGUUUCAUUAAAGAUAAAAGCAUUUAGGGCAGUUUUAGUUUUCUGCCAGCUGCUAGGUGUGGCUGCAGUUCAUGGUGGCACGCCUCUAGGAGGAGGUCACGUCUUGUCCCCGAGCUCGUCUCCCCGAGCAGCAGACAAAGGACUAUCCACCUGGCAGUGCCUGUGAGCCAGGUGACACCUGCUGGUGGGCGUUUAACAGGCCACAUCUCCAGGGGAAGGAAGGUCUGCUUUGCUCACAUCCUGACACACUCGAUUACCCUCACGCUGUCUCCACGCGGCUUCGUCGUGAGACAGAGAACGUGCACUUCUCCUCCCCAGGAUGGUCCUCGGGGUGGAGGGAAUUCCCACGUCCACCCACGCCCCACCCUCAGCCGUCUGUGCUCACAGCCGAGAACUGCUAGUCUGGAAACAGGUGGAGUGGAUUUAACCCAGAAUAUAAUUUCCUCAAGUAAAAUAGAGAUGUUAGGGGAGUGAUGGGGGACCUCGGGCCUCCUGAGGGAUUCUCGGACAUCUGCAGGGCCAGGGGGGCCUGGCGGGACAGCAGCCAUUGGGUCCCCUCCUGCACUUCCAGGGUCCAGGCCCACCAGCUUCACGCUUCCUACCAGCACUUGGUUGUGCUUGUUGUGCUUAGUCACAGAAAACUUGAGCAUUAAAAAAAAAAAACACUUUCUGCCUCCUGUGUGGUUGAUUCUGACCUACCUGCUCAUCCAGAGAGAGAGAGACGUGCUGAGAAUAGCAGGCAGAAGCGUUUUCCACUUCACACAUGUGUUUACAAAGAUUCUCAGACUCUGGUUUGGACCGUUGGUUAAUAAAUGGCAUCUGGGGAACACUGACGCUGGCCUGGCUGUGAGCGAGCGUGCGUGUCUCCCCCUGAGUAUUCUGGAAACAUCCUCUGUGAAACAUCUGAGAGAAAAGGUGCCCGGGGAUGGGGGCGUGGAGGCAAGCCCACCCUUGAGGAGCCUCGGGUGUGACUCGUGCCACGUGGUUCUGAGGGAGAUGACCUUUUCUGCAGGCGUGUUUUUCCUUUGCUUUUUCACUCUUCCGUUUUCCUAGCACUGCUGCUGCUGCUUUUCCCACGUGGUUCACCCUUAGCUCACAGUCGGUCUGUCUGUUUCCCAACAGGACACGGGCUCCGAGGACGGGCCACGCGCAGGCAUCGCUGUUCUUCCUCCCAGCUCCUGACCCCGGGCCCGUCUCCAGCCUGUCUCGGCGUGUCCACCUGACUCCUUUGAGCCAUUCGGAGGGGCAGUUUCUGGUAGUUGUGGCUUUUAUGCUUUCAAAGAAUUCCUUCAGUCCAGAGAACUGUUCUUGGCACCCCUGUGUGUGUCGCCCUCCGGUGACCUGUGGCAGUACGUACUUCAGGGCACCUACUGCUCACCUUGCUUUAGUCACUAAUCGCUUUCUGGUUUGAAAGAUGCAGUGGUUCCACCCUCCCUAGUCCUCCCUCCUGAUGCCCUGCUGACCCCGCCCUCACCGUCGGUCACUGCGUCUCACUUUCCGGGAGGGCGGCCGCUCCUCGGGCACUUUAAGGCAGUGACGGCCCCUCUUUGCACUCCUCUCCCACCCUGCCGGGGCCCCUGCAGCUCGUGCUCCCGCCCCUGGACCCUGUGGGUGCUCGUCAGCACCUCUCCUUGUGUCAUGUUAAUCUCUAGCAGAUGUAAGGUAUAUGUACUGCUUGCCCAGCUUUUAGAAAAUUCAGUCCUUUUUCUAAAUAAAAGGAAGAAAUCCUGCAUCGGGCAGUUCCACCUGUACCAUUUACAGGGGCACAACACUUGCCAAAAUGUGUUAUAUACAGUUCUGGUUGUUUGCAAGACUUAUGCAAAAAGACGUAAAGUGGCGGCUUCUCUCGGGAUUUGGUGAGAGGUGCACGAGGUCAUGCAGGCUGCCCAGGUGGUGUGGGGCUGAGCUCCACGCCCAGUGGGCACAGGUGCCACGGGCGCUGUAGCCACACUCGAUGCCUGAGGGUCUAGCGGAGAGGAACACUGCGUCUUUCAAUGAGAAAGUGUACACUUCCUUUUCCUCCUACAGCAUGUCAGCAUCUCAAGUUCAUUUUCAACCUACGAUAUAACAGUUUGUAAUAAAGCCUCCGUGAGCUCACGACUGGAGCACUGUUCUUUCGUCAAGUGCUCGCUCACGACUCUGAUGUCACCGAGCUCAGGCCGUCAGGAGCAGCUAGCACUAGGUCCUGCGUGCGAGGAGCCUUAGCCCCUGCCCUCCUGAGCCCUCUAGUGUUUGUUCCCGCCGCCGCACCCUGUGGUGUGGACUCGGUGUUCUGUCCCCGUGCGGUGCCUCCUCUUGACUCCCCCACUGCUCUCUGUGGUGAGAAAUCUGCCUUGUUCAGUAAUUACUGUACCCUCGCAUGACUGUUACAGCUUUCUGUGCGGAGAUGACUGUCCAAGUGCCACAUGCCUAUGAUUGAAACAAAAAAUCUAUUGUUACCUCUGAGUUGUGUUCCACGGAAAAUGCUAUCCAGCAGAUCACUUAGGAAAAAUAAUUCUAUUUUUAGCUUUUCAUUUCUCAGCUGUCCUUUUUUUCUUGUUUGAUUUUUGACAGCAAUGGAGAAUGGGUUAUAUAAAGACUGCCUGCUAAUAUGAACAGCAAUGCACUUGUAAUUCAUGGAAAUAAAUGUACAUCUUCUAUCUUCAUAUUCAUGUUAAGAUUCGGUGUUGAUUUCCUCUGGAUUAGUGGGUCCAAAUGGACAGUCAGGCUCAGUCUGUGCUUUAGAACAGAAAGGCUUGCAGGCCUCCCCUUCCCACCAGGCACUGCCCGAACACUUUGCUUUAUGUCAGGUGAUUUAGAAAGCAUUUCUGGAGGGUUCUUUUUUCCUUCCACACAGCAGAGAAUCAAUUCUGACAUGUUCAUUUCUUCAGAUCAUAGGUCUACAGUGUUCUGUCAGGCUCUGAUGAAGCAGCCCAAAUGUCUCAGGUUGGAUUCUCUGAUUCUUUCUAAAGAGGGCCGGCCUGUGUCCCAGUUGAGUGCUGGAAAGGGCUCCACCCCCCACCCCCCACCCCCCAGCCCAGCGUGCUGGUGCUCACACCUCACGGGCCAGAGCAGGUGGCUGACUCAUCCUCAGAAAUCAAAACUACGUCUAGGUUUUUGCCCUGAGAUACGUGAUUUUCACCUCCAUGCACAGAGCUGCCUUGUGAAGGUCCACACAGCAUUGAAAAGAUACAGAGAUUUGACUGUUCCUUGAUAUAUUUUUAAAGGAGCAUUGAUAGUUUUAUUGCUCUUGUUUCUUUGUACUUUUUAAAUGGAAUGUUAGCAGUAUUAUGAGGUUAACCUGCAGUCCUCUAACUAGAAAGAAAGCCAUAGCCUUGGUUACUAAUCCCUGGGGACUCUAGGCUCUUUUUCCCUCCCCCUCACUGGUACCAUGGAGUCAGAUGGGCAUGAAACCACUAACUGCAUCCUAGAGUCCCUGUAGCCACAGGUUGUGUGCUUUUUACUAAUCAUGCUAAACUUGGUUUAACAGGUCAGGAAUUGUCUUAACCAAGGUACCUGUGAAAAGUACUAGCUGUUAGGUGUGAAAGACUCAUCAUUUGGAUAUUUCAUCUCUAAAAAUGUACAGGUUAGGUCAUCUAAAUUCAUGCUGGUGAUCCCGAAUGCCUCCAUUACUGCUCCACGCAGAUAAGUUUCAGACUGAUGGCUUUUUUGGUGUCUAAAAUGUAAGCAAAAAAUUCCUGUCGAAACAUUCCAGUCCUUUCACUUAGUAUGAAACAAAAUACCUAGCAAGCCAGCAGGAUGGACUUGAGAGAACUCAGGACGACUGUGCAGACACAGCCUUCAAAGCUGGUAGAGAGACACGCAGACCGUGGACAUGAGGGUAGAAGAUCACUGCGUUGGUGUGCGGUGUGUUCACGUGACUCCUGCUACUGCAUGCACAGCGACUGGUGUGGCGGGGCCACAGUAGCCAGUGGCUGUCCCUGAGGCAGACAGGUGUACUGCCUACGACUAGCCGAGUACCAGUCACGCGCAGACCAUUCAGAGGAGACUGACCUUUAUUUGCUUACGUGUUAAUACAGAUUUUAAAUUGGUAAUUUUUCUAUAGUAUGGUAAUAGUAUGUUAAUACACAUACAUAUGCACACAUGCUUUGGGUCCUUCCAUAAUACUUUUAUAUUUGUAAAUCAAUGUUUUGGAGCAAUCCCAAGUUUAAGGGAAAUAUUUUUGUAAAUGUAGUGGUUUUGAAAAUCUGAGCAGUCCUUUUGCUUAUGUUUUAAAGCAUUUGUGCUUUAAAAUUGUCGUGCUGGUGUUUGAAAUAUGAUCCUCCUAGUACAGAUGAGAGGCGUGUCCCAGCAGAGGAAGCACCGUCUCCCUCACUGCAGCCAGCUUGGCAUCGUGGGUCAGAGACGGGAAAUCCAGAGGGAUGCUGUAGGCUUGCACCAGCUUCCCUGAAGCUCGUGGCCUUUUCUGUGCUGUUUAUCCGUGUAGAGCACUCAAGAUCUGAAACUGCUUUGUUAUCUGCUUUGUACUGUUGGUGCCUUCUUGGUAUUGUACCCCAAAACUCUGCAUAGAUUAUUUAGUAUAAUGGUAAGUUAAAAACAAAUGUUAAAGGAAGAUUUUAUUAAGAAUCUGAAUGUUUAUUCAUUAUAUUGUUACAACUUAACAUUUAUUUGUGGUAUUUGUGAUUUGGUUAAUCUGUAUAAAAAUUGUAAGUAGAAAGGUUUAUAUUUCAUCUUAAUUCUUUUGAUGUUGUAAACGUACUUUUUAAAAGAUGGAUUAUUUGACUGUUUAUGGCACCUAACUUGUAAAAAAACAAAAACUACAAAAAAAUUAGAAUCAUUAAAUUGUGUCCGUGUUACCAAAA